Messenger RNA from Peronospora matthiolae, 903 nucleotides. The record is from the annotation of a GenBank genome assembly. Lineage: Eukaryota; Oomycota; Peronosporomycetes; Peronosporales; Peronosporaceae.
AUGUGCCACAGCGUGGCAAAGAGCCGCGAGUGCAGUCCAGAGCCAGGAGACGGAUGCGAUACCCCACGGAAACGACAGUUGCUGCCCAGUCGUGCUGUGUACUCGACCGACGCUGCCGCUGACGGUCUGCUGGGGAUGCUGGCAAACCACGCAGACAAGCAGAUGCCAUUGCUGGAUCAGCGUGAGCUACUGCGGCAUCGGCAGCAAAUGCCAGGGAACCCGCGUCCUGUCAUGUCGCUCGAAGCCGCUGCUAAUGCGAUGCAUCCCGCGACAAUGGAGCAGCUCACAGUUGCUGUUGACAGCAGUAACCUUGACUGUAAAGAAGAAAAGGCUCCAUCGCUCGUGACCUUGCUCGGUCGAUCGAACAAAUGCUGCUCGUCCCAGGUGCCGGAACACGUAAAUUCUCCUUGUUCCAUGUGGGAAAAGAGUCGAUUCAAAGAGCGAAUGGACCCCACGGCGAGUCCAAGACGCACUGCCACAUUCACUGGUGGGAUCACCCAGAUACUGCCUACCACAUCCUUGAUGCGAAGACACAGCUUUCUCUUGCCGGACCCGACAGCGACUUUCCCGUCGCACAGCACUCACAAGCGUCGCGCAUCUCCUUCUUCUCCCGCGUGGGAACAGGCUGAGAUUUCUGCAACUGCGUAUAAGCGCCCUCGUCUCGUGCGUCGCGUCUCUUCACAAUGGCGCCAAGAGCUGUUGCCGCGGGAUCGUGCUCAAACGCGCGAACGAAUUAUGCGAAGUCUGCAUAGUCAUUGUCAAGGCGACUACGAGAAGCUCGUACUGCUGCUUUCAUCGAUGGAAGAAGAGAUGUUGCAUAUAAAGAUGACGUCGAGCAACUCGUACGUGCAGCAGGCGUUUGAGCUCAGCACUCUCGUCGAGCACGCUACGCUUGAGCGUUAG